Molecule: messenger RNA, 3078 nt
Organism: Nilaparvata lugens (brown planthopper)
Lineage: Eukaryota; Metazoa; Arthropoda; Insecta; Hemiptera; Delphacidae
Product: cathepsin B
Exons: 6
Coding region: 244-1302 (352 amino acids)
Biological process (GO): regulation of catalytic activity
Cellular component (GO): lysosome
Molecular function (GO): cysteine-type endopeptidase activity
Source: RefSeq, a predicted model, not a curated record
GAAGAAUUCUAUUCUUUUCACUUAUUCUACAAUUUUACUUGUAUUUCAAUAAAAUUAUGAUCAAAUCUGAUGUAUUUAAUAUUCUUUACUAUUUAUUUAUAUUUGCACUGAUUUGUUCUGAUCGAAAGCUAUUUCAACAUCCAUUCCAUUAUUCUAAUUACGCAGAUUUAUUACAUUUAUUUUACUAAUCUCAUUAUUUGAUGAUAUAUAUCAUUACUUAUCGUAUUCUUAAAUUGCUAUUUUAUGAAUUUACAGAAGAUGAAGUUUUCAAUUUGCCUGCUGUUUGCCGUAGUGAGUGCUAUUAGUGCACUUCCAGAUCAGGAGAACACAGUUCGAGAAAUUGCAAAUAAAUGGAUUGAUGCCAUCAACAAUGAUCCCAAAUCAACGUGGAAGGCAGGCCACAAUUUCCACCCGGACACACCAAUGAGCUACCUCCAAGGCCUGCUCGGGGUCAGUGAACUCGAGUCGAAUCUUGCCGAUUUGGACAAGUAUGAAGAGAUGGAGGAAAACGAGGAGAACAAGAAGAUUAAAGUGCCCAAGUACUUUGAUGCGCGCAAAAAGUGGAAGAAAUGCAAAUCGCUCAGAGAGAUUCGUGAUCAAGGAAACUGCGGGUCUUGCUGGGCAGUGUCAGUAGCAGCAGCGUUCGCAGACAGACUGUGCAUAGCGAGCAAUGCCAAGUGGAACGGGCACAUCUCGUCUAGAGAGCUGAUGUCCUGUUGCUCCUACUGUGGCUUCGGAUGUGAGGGUGGCUUCCCUGACGCCGCCUGGGUCUUCAUCAAGCGACAUGGCCUUGUCACAGGCGGUGACUACCAUUCUCACGAUGGCUGCCAACCGUACCCGAUAGCACCAUGUGAGCAUCAUAUGGAGGGAUCAAAGCCAAACUGUUCAGCUUCACCCACUGAGCCAACGCCCGCCUGUGAGACCACGUGCACGCAUGGCUCCUCUCUCGCCUACCAGAAGGAUCGACAAAAGGGCAAAUCAGCUUACCUUGUGCCGGUGGGUGAGAAGCAGACUCAACUUGAAAUAUUCAAGAAUGGACCAAUAGUUGCUGCUUUCAAAGUCUACGAGGAUUUCUUCAUGUACAAAUCUGGUGUGUACAAGCGCCACCCCGAAAGUCCAUUCAGAGGAAGACACGCAGUGAAGGUGAUUGGCUGGGGAGAACAGAACGGCCUCCCCUAUUGGCUGGUGCAGAACUCGUGGGACUAUGACUGGGGCGACAAGGGUCUCUUCAAGAUUGCAAGAGGCAACGAGUGUGACUUUGAAAAGUCCAUGACUGCCGGUCUGCCCAAAUACAAGAAAUAAAGUCCAAAAAGUGUUUUAGAUCAUACCAUAAAUUAAAUAUAUCUUCCUUCUCUGUGAUAAUUCCUUGUUUUGUAUAUUCGCCAAAAAUAGGUUCGAUAAGAAUUGAUAUUGUGGAAUUCCAGCAUAAUUGAUUAAUUUAGAGUAUAAAAUCAACCUUCAAAAUUUUAAAUCAUCAUUUCUGGACCGAAAAUCAAGUGACGAAGCAGUGUGUGACUAUAUAACCUUAUCUUUUGGACAACAUUAACAUUUUAUCAACAUUUUUUGAGAGAAAUAGUACAGGCUUAGCUAGUUUUUCCUCCAAUGUCAUAAUUGUAUUAUGAUUAUAGUAUUUUAUACAAUGAAUAAAUAAAAUUGAUCAUAUAAAACUUUUCAAAAAUAGGGGUACGGAUUCCUAAGGAGUUGAAAGUUUCUUAAACCUAUGGUGAUGUCCACGUUAUAACGGCAGUGUUUAAUUUGCAAUGGUAUUGCUAUCCUUGUACAUCAUUCAACAAAGUGGAUAGCGCUAUCUCUUUCUCGCUUUGCACUGUUGCCAGAUCGCCUUUCAACAAUGUAAAAUUAAUAAUUAAUUAACAAAAUAUUUCAUCUUAAUUAUGAAAAUUCAUUAUGGAAUUAUUGAACAAUAUAAUUCAUUGCUUAAUGAAAUAUAAUUGAUUAUAUUAAAUGAGAAUAGUUAAUAUUACAUCAAUAAACCUGUAUCAGCUUUGGUAGAGAGUUAGUGGGGAGGAUAUUUUUAAUAUUCUUUCCGAAGAAUGGACAUUGAUAUGUCCAAAGCUCCGCCAAUUUAUGUAGAUGCAUAACAAUAUAAUUAUUAUCUAUAGUUAUUAUAUUACAAAUUGCUUUUUCAUAUCAUAUACAGUUCAAUAAUUAUUUUCUUAUUCUAUAUCAUGUAAAUUCAUCUAUAAUUUUGCUGUAUUGUAAGCUAUUGUAUAUAAGUGUAUAAGCCAGUAUAUUUUGUAAUCCACAUAAAUAAAGUACUCAAUCAAUCAGCUACCGUCUAUAGAAGGCAUUGACAAGACGAGGAUCGGCAAUGUUGAUCUCCUAUCUUUCUCCACUGCCAUUAUAACGUGGACCUCACUAUAGAGUCGUGUUUCAGUUAGUCUGCGAGACAUGUCUGUGGACCAAUCCUCGUCUACAGGCCGGUUGCGAGACCAAAAAUCACAGGUCUAUGGUCUCCCGACAGAAAUGGGAAACCUCAAGGAACUUAAACUUGUUGCACGUUAUUUUCAAUGUGUAUAGAGACGAGACGACCCAGUCUAUAAUAAUAAUGUCAUUUUGUACGAUAUUUUCAUAAUAGUGAGACGAGACGUCCCAGCUUAGUUCCAGCGUGUAUUGACUGUUCAGUAAGAUGUGUUGGAAUGUAUAUUUUUCUAACAUCACUCAACUAUUAGUAAUUUGUUGUACAAAAUAAUGUCUCGUCCAUAUUGCAAGUUUUAGUUAGAUGUGAUGCUAUAGAUAUAUAACACUUAUAAUAUUUUGGACAUACUUCUAUCAAAAUUAGGAAAGGAAACAGUUUUGGGCUAGGCCUGUAGGCCCUUCUCUAAUCGUGUAGGCCUAUUUGAUUUGUGUAUCAUGAAAUGUAAAUAAAUGAAUUGAUAUAUAGAAAUAUUGUUAGAUGAGAAGAUACGCUGUCGUGCUAUUUGGUCAACUAGUGUGUAGGUACUUUAACUUAGAUGAUUCACAUUUGGUCUAUAAAAUAUGCCGUUCCAAGAAGAAAUUAGAAAAGAUGAAUUUUAUGUUUAUUAUUCCAAAAUGUUUCAAUAAAUAAGUGUUUCUAUC